AUGGAGGAAUCGAAAGAAAUGGGCACCUACAAAAGACCAUCCAAAGUGACCGGCAUUGAAAUUGAGAAAGACAAGGAAGUUUCUUCAAAUCGCCGUUCAUCGAGGAUCCCUACGACCGAGAUUUUCAAGAACGAAUUUGGAACCGAGGAUACAGAAAACGAUGAAGGUCCAGGUCCUGUCAUCUCAAGGUUUCAAAGACAAAAUGCCAAAACUAUUACAUUCGAUGAGGGAUUUGAGAAGGGAGAUCUUACAUACGCUCCUAGUAAUCGGCACCCGUAUUACAUGACCAUCCAGCGCGACCAAAUGUUGAAGAUGUUCGAUCUAAAACAGAUGGGCCAGUGGGCUACGACGGCAGACUAUCCUGACAGGUCUUCUGCGGGCACAGCUAUACAGUCAUAUUUCAACGUUUCACUGAAGCUAUUUCAUGAUGUGGCUAAUGAUUGUGUUGACUGGUUGUCCUUGAGCCGCCUCGUCGACCCCCAAGUUACCCCGGAAACGGAGAAGAAUGAGAAAAAAGAAGUAGAAACUCUCAAAGAAAUGGCUUUUGCAAGGUUGUUGGAUUACCCAAAGAAUGAUCCUCUACACGGCCAAGCGAAAGAAGAAUCCAAGAAUCCGCCAAAUGUCAUGCCGGUAAAUUCGAUGUCGCAGAUGGCACUGGAAGAUCCACCCCAGCAGGAAAAGAAGAGUAAGACAAACAUUGCUACUAUUGAUGCGGAGUGGGUGUCCACAAAGGAGAAAAUCGAAUUGGAAAUCAAAGAAAAGAAGGGCAGACGUAUCUAUGUUCCAGUACGACAUCAAAUGGGCUGGUUAAUGUGGCUUCGUCUCGGGACUUGGAAGGAGACUCCAGAGGCAAGACUAGGACAACUGAAAAAGAUAAAGGAUGGGUUCAAAGACGUAUGGAUGACGGCCACAGCUACAGACCCUGAAUCUGCUGCUGGAUAUCGUGCUCGAUUCUCGUCCGCCAAUCUGAAUUUCCCUUUACUUGUUGUCCCAGAACCGGACAAUCUUAUCCUUCGGUUGCAAUGGCCACCGGACCAGGUGUACACCUUUUUUCAGAGCCUUGUCGACAAAAUCAACAAUGAAACGUCUCAGGGUCUUACCAGGCUGGAAGUCAUAAAAACGCGUCCAACGCCGGACGAUGCUCGCUACGUCGAGAUGGGAGAGAAUCCAUUUGGCCUAUUCACCACGUACAUUGCAUAUGACGACUUCAAUACGUACAUGAAAAGGCUCGAGACCCUGGAGGGACAUGAAGACCAAAAUCUCACGAGAAAAGACGCACACCGUGACAUUACAUUGGACACCAAUCAAGUAAGUGCCCGUCUUACUGCCAUGUAUCAACCAAUGGGGGAGUCGGACAGUAAAGGUGGAACCAAAUACACCAAGGCGCAAACCGAUGUCAUAUGUGUAAUGAGAGGUUGGGAAACCAAAAUAGGAAUCAUGCCCACCGAUCAAAUGAUAUAUGUCAAAGAAGGCAAUACUUAUGACGGCAAGUUCGGGUCUACUUGGCGCAUCGAGGUCAGCAGUGUCAAAAUCUCCGAUGCACGAGGCAAGCGUAUCGCAAAGUAUGCACCGGCCAAGAUAAUGGGAAUGUCAGCCAAUGAAGCCGCUGAAAAGGCCCUUGGAUGGCAGCCACUGCAUAAGGCGAAACAGUUGCUGGGUUAUGACCACAGAAUGACUAGCGGGUUUUUUAUGGCUGAAUGGCUUCAUCUCUGCGCUUUCUCAUGGGGAGGCCUCACGACCUUUUCGCAGAAAGGUCAACUCUUGUAUCGAUCGAGUGAUAUUCCUGGAAAUCUGGUCCUUGGAACUUCCGAGACAAACUCUGUGAUGACAAGAUUUGAAAAGGCUUGGCAAACCCUUGUCGUCGACAGCCCCGACCUUGAUUCACCCUUUCGCUGCCCUAAACUUAAAGUCACUCGCAACUGCGGUGACGAACAAGUGGUACGCGACGCGAGAAACACCUUGACGGGCAAUUACUUCCGUACCAUAUCUCAAAUGUCAGAUAAGGAGAAAACCUUAGCAAAGUCGCAUGACUUUCUCGCAUACACAAUCUCCUAUUCCAUGUGUUUUCCAAAAGGCUGCAAGUUGCUGAACACGGGCAAUUCUUCAAGUCUCCACACCACCUUUUACCCCUUUUUGAGACCUCUAUAUCACAAGCUCGAAGACGAACUUGACAGUGUCCUGUAUGAGGGGAUGAAACAGAGGCUUCAUGGCACAUCGAUGAACAGUUCUUUGAAUCCCGGUCCCCACAAUCAAAACGGUCAACCCGUAUUCACAGGUGUUAUUCCAUACAAGACUACGUCGGCAGGGAUCAAUGUGAGUUAUAUAAAUGUGGUUCAGGACCAAAACAACCCUCAUGGCUCUGGCGAUGAUUACGAUGGCAUGAGUAAAAACACAAUCAAGAAAAGACCAGUCAUUCCGUAG
Molecule: messenger RNA, 2421 nt
Organism: Fusarium poae
Lineage: Eukaryota; Fungi; Ascomycota; Sordariomycetes; Hypocreales; Nectriaceae
Exons: 6
Coding region: 1-2421 (806 amino acids)
Source: RefSeq, a predicted model, not a curated record